AUGAAAUGCAAAGAACAAAAUGCAUAUCAACAGUUCAUAGAAGAAUUAAAGAAUGAGUUCCCACUAUUUCGAAAAUACACUGAUGAUUUUUUUUAUAGUAAAAAAAAGGAAGAACCACAAAGGGGAAGAGAAAGCUUAUAUUCUUCUUGUCAAAAUGGGAAAGUCCCAAAUGACACAAAGGAUGUAUGCAACUCCUUCGUGACAGAAAUGGAGACGUCAUUCAAUUUGUUAGAACAAAAAAACAGAAUCAGUUGUAUAUGUAAAUUAUUUUUAAAUAACUAUAGCCCAUUCACAAAUGGGUAUUAUGAUUAUAUUGAUAGCAAUUAUGUGAGUUCCUCUUUGGUCCAGGCGGCCAUGGAGAGGUACGCCGUGGGCAGCACUUCCCGGGGUGAACAUUCAGAUGGGGAGGGGCUUGUCAGUGAAAUUAAUGCGGUCAGAGCAGUCACACCCACCAACGUAGUCGCCAGGAGGCCCCAUAAACGGGAAAGCGUUGGGGAUGCGGGCAAUGCACUUGGGUGGGACAACGGCUGGGCUAGUGAUAGUACAGGUGGAAAUGUGAUUGCAUGUGUGGGUAGCGAUGUGAUUGGCAGUGUUGGGGGAGAUGCCAGUGCUGCUCAGAGUAGUACCCCUCAUAGUAGUCCUCGUAGUAAGGCACGUAGCAACCCGCGUGUAACCCCAAGUGACAGGCGCAGCCGAAUCGGGAAGAGAAGCAGAAAGUACUACGAAACGGGCGCAAAGAUGAUUGGGAAGACCCUCCACAGAGGGAAGUACUCGGACAAGGGGGCUAAUGCGAAACGAGCAAAGGUGUGGGAAGGCGCGGGGAGACGGGACAAAGGGGGAGACCCUAACGAGCGAGAAUUUAGUGAAGUUAGCAGUGGGAACGGAAGGAGUGAUGAAACAAAUAGAUGCAGUAGAAGCCACUCCAAUAGCAGCAACCGAUCCCACGGGAGUAGCCACUCCAGUGAAAAUGGAGACAUAAAGAAAUGCGUCCAAGUUGAAGUGGACAACAACGAUCACCUUGGCUUCUGCGACAUUUCGCUCGUCCCCUUUGCGGAUGAGGCAUUUUACAUAAACUACGGAUGCGUGAGCACCAACCGACGCACCCACAGUGCAGGUAGCGUAUUUGUGAUUGACGAAAUAGGUGGGGGAAAUGAAAAAAGGGACCUGGCGAAAUGUAAAAGACGAAUAAUAUUCGGAAAGGAAGGAAAGACAGAAUUUUUGCAAAACAUAAAUGCCGAUUCAAUUGUGAAGGGAUGGAUUUAUAAGGCCGAUUCAAAGCACAAGUUUUUUCACGUUAGACUUUUUUCGGUUAGGAAUGACCCAGAUGGGAGCAGCGGCGAGGGUCCUGACGGUGGGGGAAGGAGCGGAUCAAUUGGGUCAUGCAGUACAAACGAGUCAAGCAGACCAGGCGACCACCACGUGUAUGCCUGCUUGCCCUUCCAAUUUAUCAGCAAGUUCCAAUUUGUGGACAGCCUGGACAUGCAGGGCCUCCGUCUAGAAGAAAACCUAGACAGGUUUGUAGGCAUGAAUAUACGAGCCAGAAUAUUCGACGAUAGAGAAUAUAUCCGCUCUCAUUUUGAAGACGUCCUUGAAAAGUACCACUUUCACUUCUUCCUAACACUGAAGUGGAAGGGGCAUGAUGAUCACAUAAAAAAUGACAAGUUAGGGUUCCUGUCGACCGAACUAAGUGUAAACAGUUUAAUCGGCCAAAAACAAUGGGGAAAAAACAUAUCACCCAGUCAGGUAGACAGUAUGUUGCUAAGCCGCAUGGAUGUCCUCCUAUUUACCUGCAAAAGAUUUAUGAGCAAAGAAAAUGUGAAAUAUAAGGAAAAAUAUCUUUUCCUAAAUCUUCCCCAUUUGUCAUCCCUAAUUGAGUUCAAUUUUAGAAAUAAUUUUGUCCAAACACACAUUGGAAAUGUGACGACGAGGAAGCAGAAUUUAAUUUGGUCUCAGCAGAAAUUUAUGGAAGCUUUAGAAAUAUACAAAAAAAAUAGUAACUACUACAACUUUUUAAAACAUUAUUUCAUCUUCGAUUUGGGAUCCAGUCCAUGCAGCUACGUCUACCUAAGUGAGCUGGACAAAUUUGAGGCAACAAAUAAUGAGCACACCGCUCCUACCAAAGUGGAUGCAAAUAAACAGGUAGAAGAAAAGGAAACAAAUGAAGCUAACACAAAACAGAGGAAUUACAUUUUAGAGAACAAAAAGGAAAAAAUAUGCUCAGUGGAAAAUUCUAGUAAUCUCAAAAUCGAAAGGAAUAAAAAUGGGACACGGUAUGAAGAUUAUUGGUUCUCACUAAGUGAUAAGGAAAAACAUAUAGUGGAAAAGAUCCCCUUUUUAAAUUCUAGUGUGUACAAAACGAAGUGGAUAUAUGAUUUCUUUAACUGCAUUAAGUUAACCAUUAAUCUGAAUAAUCAUCACCUUUGGGGGAACUUCCUUCUCAGCUUGGUUUUGCUAGAGCUCAGCUGCUACACAGAAUCUUUCCUUUUUCUCUUCAGGAUUUUUAAAAUAAAAAAAAUGUUUUUGGAAAGCUACAAAUUGAAAAAUAUUAUCUGCACAGUCUUCAUAAGACGAUUAAAAAAAUACAUUGCAAAGGAACAUCUAUGGAAUGUCAUUGUAAACUACAGAGAAUACGAUUUGUUCAGCAUGAGAGAGGACAACUGCGAUGAGUACUGCAAAAAUAUAUUUGAGCGAAAUUUAAGUCUGUUAUGCGCCUUGGAAAAGGGCUAG
This is a messenger RNA of Plasmodium fragile, 2727 nucleotides long. RefSeq lists its product as uncharacterized. NCBI's taxonomy places the organism in Eukaryota, Apicomplexa, Aconoidasida, Haemosporida, Plasmodiidae. The record is from RefSeq and is a predicted model, not a curated record. The transcript has a single exon. Bases 1 to 2727 code for a protein of 908 amino acids.